GCUCACCAUCAGCAGCAGCAGCAGCAGCAGGAGGAGGAGGAGGAGCAGCAGCAGCAGCUGGGGAUGAGGAGGCCCCACUGAUCCCGGGCUCCGCACCUCUUCAGGAGGUGGUGGCGCGGCUGCUGAUGUCUCCAGAGUGUCUGUACAGCCCUUGGGGGACAGCCGUGUGCAGCGAAGAGCAGCAGCAGCAGCUGCAGCAGCAGCAGCAGCUGCUGCUGCCUCUCUCUAUCGGCAGAUGGAAGCUAUUAGAGCCCCUAGACACAGCAUCAUGCGAGGGGGAUUUAACUCAAGUUUUGCUGCCUCCCCCGCUGCUGCGGUGGUUUGCUGCUGCUUCUGCAGCAGCUACUGCAGCAGAUGACGGAGCAGCAGCAGCGGGAGCUGCUGCUGCUGCUGCGGCUCGUGUUGAUGCUGGGGAUGUGAGGUCGAGCUGCUUCGCUCAGGGUUUGCUGGUGAGUUGGCGCAGCAGCAGCAGUAGCAGCAGCAGCACCAGCAGCACACCACCCGCAGCAGCAGUCGCAGCAGCAGCAGCAACAUCACUAGCAGCGGCAACAAUAGCAGCAGCAGCAGUAGCAGCAACAGCAGCAGCAGCAGCAGCAACUGUGAUGAGUGUUGUCUUUGCAGAUUCCGACGGCACUCUGUAUAUAAUUGGCAGCAGCAUAGACGUCUGCAAUGCUGCUGUUUCCCCGCUGCGCCCUGCUGCUGCUGCUGCUGCUGCUGCUGCUGCUGCUGCGGAUCUAAAGGCCAAGAGAGGAAGGCCCGUUGACUUAGACUGGCUGCCACAGCCUCUGGCAGCAGCAGCAGGCAAAGCAGCAGCAGCAGCAACAGCAGCAGUAGAUGCUGCAGCAGCAGCAGCACGAAGUUUUGCUUCUUUACUCUUCGAUUCCCCACGCCGCUGCUGCGCCUCAGUGGCCUCAGUUGGCUGGCAGGUGUCUAGGGAUAAUGCGGACCCGGCAGGACGUUGCCUUGUCACGUGCGUCGUUACGCUCUCACCCAGCCAGCAGCAGCAGCAGCAACAGCAGCUGCAGCAACAGCAGCUGCAGCAACAGCAGCAGCAGCAGCAAGCAGCAGCAGCAGCGGGCAGUGCAGCACAGAGAUUUGCGGCUUCAGCUGUGGCAGCUGUUCUCACGGCGGGUUUGCAGCAUGAAGUGCAGCAGCAGCAGCAGCAGCAACAGCAGCAGCAGUCGGUGCUGCCUCUGCUGCUGCUGGCGGCAUACGCAGCAUCUCGCAGCACAGCUGCUGCAUCUGCUGUUUCCGUCAGUUUUUUGCUGCACAUUUUGCUGCUGCCUCAAAUCAUAGGGCCCCCCACACCAGUGCUGCGCCCACAACCUCUAA
Messenger RNA from Eimeria acervulina, 1332 nucleotides. RefSeq lists its product as hypothetical. Gene Ontology annotation, cellular component: SWI/SNF complex; nucleus. The annotation marks the transcript as partial. Gene Ontology annotation, molecular function: transcription coregulator activity. Gene Ontology annotation, biological process: regulation of transcription by RNA polymerase II. NCBI's taxonomy places the organism in Eukaryota, Apicomplexa, Conoidasida, Eucoccidiorida, Eimeriidae. The record is from RefSeq and is a predicted model, not a curated record. The transcript has 4 exons.